UUUUGAAAAAACAUCCCAGCGGAAGUGGCGUGCAGCGGAGGAAACGCAGAUUAGACUAGAAGUUCGACAGAAGUCCUGUUAUAUCUCCUGAAUACAGACAACAUGGAAAACGAAUCUAUCGACAGUUUAAUUCUGAAGCUCCACGAUGUGGACGCGGUGAAGUUCGGGGAUUACAAGCUGAAGAGCGGCAUGAUGACACCCAUUUAUAUUGACCUCAGGGUGCUCGUGUCCUACCCCGCGCUCAUGAACCAGGUUUCAAGUCUCAUCUACGAGCGAGUGCAAGAAAAGGGGCUUCAGUUCGACUCGGUGUGCGGGGUCCCAUACACAGCCCUGCCUAUGGCCACAAUCAUCUGUUCCAGACAUGAACUGCCUAUGCUCAUCAGGAGAAAGGAAGCUAAGGACUAUGGAACCAAGCGUCUGGUGGAGGGCUCAUUUCGGGAGGGAGAUACAUGUCUGAUUAUUGAGGACACUGUGACCAGCGGCAGCAGCAUCCAGGAGACCGCUGAAGUGCUCUACACAGGGGGACUGAAGGUGACGGAUGCUGUGGUGCUGAUGGACAGAGAGCAGGGCGGUGUGGAGAUGUUGGCUUCUAAGGGAAUCCGGCUCCAUCCCAUCAUCUCCAUGUUGAAGCUGCUCAGUGUGCUGCUGGCAGCCGAACGCAUCGACGCCAAAACAGCGCAGCGUGUCCGCGAGUUCAUCCUGGACAACAACACUUUCAGCCCCAAGAAAGAGAACAGCAAUGGAGUUCCUGCCAUCAAAAAGCCAUGUUUGGAGCAGAAGACAGAGCUGAGCUACGCAGAGAGAGCCAAACUACCAAACGUCCACCCUCUGGCGUCGAAGCUGCUAAACAUGAUGGAGGAGAAGAGCUCAAACCUGUGCGUGUCCGCAGACUUGACGAGCAGCGAGGAGCUACUGCAGCUCGCCGUCCUCGGCCCCCACGUCUGCAUCCUGAAGACCCACGUAGACAUCCUGAAGGACUACACAGCGGAUUUCAGUCAGAAGCUGCAGGCUCUGGCUGAGAAACACAACUUCCUCAUCUUCGAAGAUCGCAAGUUCGCUGACAUUGGAAACACAGUCAAGCAUCAGUAUGAAGGUGGUGUGUACCAGAUUUCAUCAUGGUCCCACAUAGUGAAUGCCCACGCGGUGCCGGGCCCCGGGGUGGUGAAGGGCCUCAGUGCUGUAGGAAAGCCUCUGGGCCGCGGCUGUUUGCUCAUUGCACAGAUGAGCUCCCUGGGGUCACUGGCUACUGGGGAAUACACACAGGAUGCGCUGAAGAUGGCCGAGGAUAACUCAGACUUUGUCAUUGGUUUUAUCUGUGGCUCUAAGAUCACCCAGCGGCCAGAGUUCAUCCACAUGACCCCCGGGGUGCAGAUGAAGGCUGGAGGUGAUGGGUUUGGCCAGCAGUACACAACGCCAGAGGAAGUCUUAUGCAACAAAGGCUCUGAUGUCAUCAUCGUGGGCCGGGGUAUACUGGAGGCCCCUGAUAGGCUGACAGCAGCUGAGUCAUACAGGAAGUGCGGCUGGAAGGCGUACACAAAGAGACUUGGCCAGAGCGGCCAAUAGGAGUUGAGGCAUCAAUAUGUCCGAUUUUCAAUUUAACCUGCCACAUUUAAGGAUCUCUGUGGGAGGAGCUUCUCUUUUUCAUUUGCGAGGAACACCAGGGUGCACUAGUUGUAUACAUAGAAACGUAUGUAGACUUUUACAGGACGUACCUGGCUGCUGUGGGGAGUUGGACACUUUACUCUUGAGCUAAUGUAAAUGCACUCGCUUGAUUCUGUCCUAUUUUCAACGGUGUUCUUCUGAUUCCUUCCUAUGAAUAAACUGCACGCCUUGGAGCAGGUAUAAACAUACUUGGGGAAAUCUUUCAGUAUUAUCAGGUGCAUUUCUUUUAGAAUAGCUUCUUUCUUUUUUUUAAUCAGUUUGCUGUUGAACUUCCAAUUUGAUAGCAAUUGUGUUGAAUCAGAAAUUUGACAUGUCAUUUCCUUGACAAAGACUAGAGCUUUUUCUUCUUCACAAACUAACUGAGUAUGCUUUCAUAGAAUUGCCAAAAUACUACAACACGAUUUAAAGCCUGAUUGUAGUGGGUAAACCUUUUAAAUGGUUGUAUAAUAUUAAGGUUGCAUUUCAGGGAAUUUUCAUGAGAUCACACAGUCACAGGUCAUUCAUGUUGAACUCGAGUUUCACAGUAUCAGUAUGACAAAUAUUUUAAACUUGUUUAUACAGUUAGUUCAUUUUAUAGCAAAUGGAUCGAUUUGAUCCCAAUUCAGUAGAAUGAUGGAUUUCAAAUGUCAAGAGUCCUUACUUGAUUUUGCCACUAUACACUUUAAGUAAUGCAUUUCAUAGGUCAACUACAAAAUGAUGGCUUUUGAUUUGCCUGAUUGAUUCGCACUGACUAAUGUGACAACUUGUAGUCCAUUUGAACAGUGUUUGAUAUAUGUUUUACAACCUGUUCUGGUGAAAAACGUAUGAACCAUUAGAUUUUUUGAAAUUACAAAGAUGAGGGUCUGGUUAUUGUAGACAAUUUGGUGGAGUCCUACGUUUGCCGUCCUUAAUGCUUAACUUACUGAGGUACUAUCAAUUGUUUUUGUCCAAAGAGAUAAAAAUCCAGUUAUAGCGGGACCUGAUCCCAGUUGUUCUGCAUUGUUUAUUGUCCGUCUCAAAAAAUAAAGUUGACAAACAAGUUGUAAUUAAAGAGAUAAUUGCUUUCAGUUUGACACCUUAAAGUCCAUUUCUUUGUAAAUGUGUCCUAGAACCAUGACAGUUAUGUUGUUAGGCCUACAUGCAGGGAUAUGGCGUCAUCUUGAUGGUUUACGUGAUACUUCAUUUAAUGGUUACUUUUACAUUUGAUACCUGGUGUGGUGUUUUCCCUCCAUGUUUUUUCCUAUUAUGACUAAAGAAGCAAUACAAUGUCUCUGUUAAGUGUUAAGGAAUAUUUCCAAUAAACAUUGUGUUCCAAAA
Molecule: messenger RNA, 2958 nt
Organism: Eleginops maclovinus (Patagonian blennie)
Lineage: Eukaryota; Metazoa; Chordata; Actinopteri; Perciformes; Eleginopidae
Gene: umps
Product: uridine monophosphate synthetase
Biological process (GO): 'de novo' pyrimidine nucleobase biosynthetic process; 'de novo' UMP biosynthetic process
Molecular function (GO): orotidine-5'-phosphate decarboxylase activity; orotate phosphoribosyltransferase activity
Source: RefSeq, a predicted model, not a curated record